This is a messenger RNA of Aureococcus anophagefferens, 540 nucleotides long. RefSeq lists its product as hypothetical. The record is from RefSeq and is a predicted model, not a curated record. Lineage: Eukaryota; Pelagophyceae; Pelagomonadales; Pelagomonadaceae. The transcript has a single exon. Bases 1 to 540 code for a protein of 179 amino acids.
AUGGAGCGCGACGAACACCCGGUCCUCGCGGUCGUCGCCGACCGGACGCUGGCGAGCCUCGAGGCGUCGCUGCAGGUGCUCGAGCUCGUGGGCGUCAGCGGCCUCAACGCGUCCCAGCGGUCGCGCCUGCGGUCCAUCGAGGAGCGCGCCGCCGAGCUCAACCGGGACCCGCUGGGCCUCUCCGACGCGCUGAGCGGUUCGGGGAGCUCCGCGCCGCCGCCGCGGCAGCCGCAGCUCCCGAGCCUCCAGCCGUCGCGGCCCGCCGUGCCGCCGCUCAGCGGCCGCUCCCAGGGCUCGUCGAGCUCGGGCCGGUCGCGGAGCCGCCGGGGAAGAGCGGAGCCGGACCCCCUCCUCGCGGACGUCGCGCCGCCGGGCUCGCAGGUCCGGCCCGCGGCGCCGACGGCGUCCGUCGUCUCGCUCGAAGAGCUCGAGCGCCUCGACGUCGCCAGCCCCUUCGAGCCGUCGCCGCCGGACCUCGAGGCCGCCAAGGGCCGCGCCCUCAACGCGCCCAUACGCAUCAAGAAGGUCUCCCUGCGAUAG